Messenger RNA from Plectropomus leopardus (leopard coralgrouper), 3669 nucleotides. RefSeq lists its product as uncharacterized. The record is from RefSeq and is a predicted model, not a curated record. Gene Ontology annotation, cellular component: membrane. Gene Ontology annotation, biological process: protein homooligomerization. NCBI's taxonomy places the organism in Eukaryota, Metazoa, Chordata, Actinopteri, Perciformes, Serranidae.
GGAAACGCCAUCUUUCACCUUAAUCAUUUGUCUAACACAGGCGAUCAGCUAUUUUAGAUACAUAUUAAAUUAUCCCAGUCAUAUUAUUGGUUAAUGUGAAUGUUAGUUUUGGUGGGCGGGGGGUUUAAAAAUAUUUUAGCCGCACAUGGAGGACGGGAGGAGGCUGAUACAGAAAGUUUGAGAAGCAGGAGCUGGAUCUACAGAAAGAAACGACGGUGUAGUGAACAAGUGCAAAGAUGAAGCCGGCUGUAAUAGCUCUGUUGUGUCUGUCCCUUCUUUUGGUUGAUGUUCGUUUUUCGUGGGCCAAGAAAAAAGGAGGGUUCGGUGGGAAAUUAAAUAUCUUUAAGACGACCCCCAAAAAAGACAAAGUGGACACAAAGUCUAAGAGUGGAGUCCUUAAACAACCUAAACAAACUGAACAAGUCAACCAAGGAGGCUACCCACAGCAGCCAAGCCGACCAGGAAGUUACCCUAACCAAGGGGGUUACCCUAACCAAGGGGGUUACCCUAACCAAGGGGGUUACCCUAAUCAAGGAGGAUACCCAAAUCAAAGGGGUUACCCUAACCCAGGGGGCCACCCUAACCAAGGAGGCUACCCUCAGCAACCAAACCGACCAGGGAGUUACCCAAACCAAGGGGGUUACCCUAACCAAGGCGGUUAUCCUAAUCAAGGAGGAUACCCGAAUCAGGGUGGUUACCCUAACCAAGGAGGUUACCCUUACCAAGGAGGUUACCCUAACCCAGGAGGCCACCCUCAGCAACCAGGCAGACCAGGGGGUUACCCUUAUCAAGGUGGCUACCCUAACCAAGGAGGCUACCCUCAGCAACCAGGCAGACCGGGUGGUUACCCUAACCAAGGAGGCUACCCCCAGCAGCCAGGAUACCCAGUUGGGGGCUAUCCCGCUGGCAGUUACCCAGCACAGGGCUACCCAUAUGGAGGAGGUUAUGGCAGUUACGGUGGUCAUGGCGGAUAUGGUGGUUAUGGAAGUUAUCCAGGUGGAUACAUGAACUACAACCCAAACAACAAAAUCCUGAGUCCUCACGAUGGUGGCAGCUUUGGAUAUGGGGGCCAUGGUGCUGGGGGCGGCUCUCCCUUUUCACACUCAGUACAGGCAAUGGGCAUAUAUCCCUCUGAUAAAUCCAGAGGAUUUGGACGUAGCGCUGUAAUGGCAGCAGCUGGAGGGGCUGUGGCGGGGAUGGCCCUGGGUUAUGGACUAGGAAGAUUCCCCCGCCCUCCCUUCCACUUCCACAACCCCCAAGAGGAGUAUUACUACAACCACUACAUGUACAAAAGAUAUGGUACCAAGUCUACUGAUACCAAUGACUACAGCAGAGACUAUACGUACAGCAAACCUCCUGAGACUUAUGAUAGCUACAUGGACUCCUGCAUGAAGAGAACAGACCUUCUGCCUUCAGAGAAUCGAAAAAGCAAACCAGCUGCAGCUACUACAACUACAAGUACAACUACCACAACUACUUCUGUAACUAACGCACCUACUUCUGUAAGUAAUGCAACUACUUUUGUAACCAACAUAACUACUUCUGUAACCAACACAACUACUGCUGCCCCAGACUCUGGCAUUGGCAGAAACACAACAAAGAGCAACAACACUGCAGCAGAAAACCCAACUACUGCACCUUCAUCUUCACACCCUCUAAAUGAGUCUGAAGCCAAUCCAGAGCCUCCAGCUUCCCUCGCUCUCCUAAAAGCUGCUACUGAUGAUGAUGAUGAUGAUGAUACAGUCAGCAUUGUGGAGAUCGGCUACCCCGCACUGAUUGAGCAGAUGAAGGCCAGGAUAUGUGUAGAGCGGUACAUGGUCUACUCUGAAAAAUACUUAAAGAAAAAGACGGAGCCAAGCAUCAUCGCUGGGGUGCAGGGACUGCAGAUGGGCUUGCAAGGGCUUUUAGCUGUGAUCACCAGCACUACAGUGAUGCUACUCAACAGCAACAUGUUAAUACUGCUGUGCUGAGGCCUUCUUUAAAAUUUAAAAUGAGGGACAAAAAAAGAAAAAAGUGUACAACAAACAAUGUGUUAAAUAUAUCAACUACAUAUCUUGAAACAUAUCUUGAUGAGGUUUUGGGUUUUGUAGCUGUAGACUCAUUCUUGUUUUAUUUAUUCAAGCCAACUGUGUAGUGUCUAACACAAGUGACUGAGGGGAUUAGUUUGCACCCUGGAGCUGUUACAGGCUCUGCCAUGGUGAUGAUCUGUGUAAAUAAACAGCUCUGCAAUGAUAGCUCUGUGAAUACAAUGGCGUUAUCACAAAGGGUGCUGAUGUUGGAGGCGAGCUGAAUAUUAUAUUUAAUGAAAAAAAUGUAAUGAAUAUUAGAAUAUUUAUAUUAUUGGUGCUUUAGACAAUAGAGGGGUUUCACAUUGUAAGCAUUAGGGUAGUAAAAACAAUUAUAUGAAAAUAGCAUAUUACAAAAACUACUAUGAGUAUAUGUAACAUUAUUAGUGGCUUCUUUGGUCUGAUAUAUGAACUGAAUUAAGUUUUCCUACUGUCAUGUCAGCUUUUUAUUUGAUAGAAACAGAUGGUUAUGGGGGUCACAGAAUAAUUCAUCACAGAAAGUUUUUAAUGUUGUUUUUUUAGUGUACUUUGAAUGACCAGCAGGUGGCGUCAGCUGUAUUUCAGACUUAACUGCACUGCGUUUUCUGUUCUGUCUCUUAAAAGCAGCCACAGCCUUUCAGAGCUCAGUUACCUACAUUAAAAUGCUUUGAACUCACUGCUUUUAUGACUAAAACAAUACCACCAAUGGCUCAAGCAAAUGAGAGCAUUUGAGCUGAACAGCAAAUGACUAAAAUGCAUACACUCUACAUUAAGUUUGUGAAUCUCCUUUCACAAAUUACAUUAAAAAAUGUAUGUAACUGGCUUUUUAUGUACUCAGAGGCUUGUAAGCUAUGAUGAACUGUAACCCUUUUUUCCUCUCUCUCUCUCUCUCUCUCCCCUAAGGUUUACUGCAAUCUGAUUUAUUUAACAGGCCAUAAUGCAAGAAUUGGAGUUUUUGUAAUCUAGGUUACGAAUAAAAUUAAAUAAAUACAAAAAAAAAAAAAGAGAGAAAAUUUGAAAAUCCAUCUAACUUUCAGUAAAGUUUAAAAUACUUUCCCCUUGAAGAACUAAGUUUUUGGGGCUAUUCCAAUUAGUUUCUAAUUAUUAUUACUUUUUUUUUUUUUUUAUAAAACUGGAACUAACUCAUCUGGUAUGACUACAGAUAGUAGCCAACAUGUGACCUAAAAUAUAAUUUUCAAAUGUGUCAACAAAGCUGAAGUACUCAAACUACCCAUCUUGUACUUAAAACUUAGGCAGAUAAUAUGACUAAAUGUAUAAUUUAUUGACUGCAUACAUACCAUACUAUUAAUGUCUUUUAGUUGUAAAGUAUUCAGUUCUUUUUUUAAAUAAAAGUGGCCAUGCCACAAUACCAAAAUUACUUCAAGUACACAUAGUACAGAAUGUACCCUUUCAGAUAUUGGCUGAUCAGCAUACUGUUCAUUAAUAUGCAAAUGGCUAGCUGUUUAAUAUUUAAUCAGAAUCCUAUAUUGUCUGUAUAUAGGAUUCUAUAAUAUUGUAUACUAUUCUAAAAGAUCGCAUGUUUUGAGUGACCUAUCUGCACGUUUUGUUUUCAAAAUAAUGAAAACUAUGUCCUGAAAUGUAUAGAAUAAACGGAUUAAAUGGU